Molecule: messenger RNA, 2787 nt
Organism: Cryphonectria parasitica EP155
Lineage: Eukaryota; Fungi; Ascomycota; Sordariomycetes; Diaporthales; Cryphonectriaceae
Exons: 3
Coding region: 1-2787 (928 amino acids)
Cellular component (GO): cytoplasm
Molecular function (GO): ATP binding; ATP-dependent chromatin remodeler activity
Source: RefSeq, a predicted model, not a curated record
AUGUCCAGUCUUAAGCAGAAGGCAGCCAACGCCUCCGAACAUCUCUUCUACCAGCCCAGGAACCGACCUGAGCACCACCGCGACCAGAAACAACCGGCGCAGAAGCCCAACGAGAUACAGUCACCGGCGAAACCCCAGCUCUUCAGCUCCCUGGGCCCCGACGUCCUGCAGCCAGAACAACCCAAAUAUGUCCAGUCAUCAUACUACAGGGCUCCUCAGGGGCACGCUGCCUUGGCCGACCAGGCUUUCUAUACAGACCCUGCCAAGGCGAAUGAGGACCUCAAGGCGCUGCUAGAGGGUGGCAUGGAAGAUGACGAGGACCAAGAAGGGGCCGAAACAAAUCUGGAUGAUGGGACACUAGAGGGGAUCAAGGUGAAGCUGCUGCCCCACCAGGUGGAGGGUGUCAAGUGGAUGAAGGGUCGUGAGCUUGGUCCCGUGAAGAGCGGAAAGGUGCCCAAGGGUGGCAUUCUGGCAGAUGACAUGGGCCUCGGCAAGACAUUACAGUCUAUCUCUCUCAUCAUCAGCAAUCCGAGACCCCAAAAAGACGGCCCGGGAUGGAAGAAGAGCCUCAACGGCGUGGAGAAGGGUACGCUCGUGGUGGCACCGUUGGCACUGAUCAGGCAGUGGGAGCAGGAGAUCAAGGACAAGGUGACCAAGUCUCACCAGCUCAGUAUCUGCGUCCAUCACGGUCCGAACCGCACCAAGAGGUUCCAAGACCUCGCUCAGUACGACGUCGUCAUCACCACCUACCAGAUCCUGGUCUCUGAGCAUGGUCAUUCCACGGACAACCUCAAGGCAGGCUGCUUCGGAGUCCAUUGGUACCGCGUCAUUCUUGAUGAGGCGCACACUAUCAAGAACCGAAACGCAAAGUCUACGAAGGCAUGUUAUGCACUGGAUUCGGAGUUCAGAUGGUGUCUGACGGGUACUCCCAUGCAAAACAAUCUCGAUGAGCUGCAGAGCUUGGUCAAAUACCUGCGGAUCUCUCCCUACGACAGUAUAGCACACUGGCGGGACAAUAUCGACAAGCCCAUGAAGAACGGAAACGGUCACGUCGCGCUCCGGCGACUUCACGCCUUGCUGCGUUCUUUCAUGAAGCGCAGAACCAAGGAGGUCUUGAAAGAAGAGGGAGCAUUGCUACCAGGUGGCAAGAAGGCCCUUGCGGCGGCUGCCAAAAAUGGACAGGCUGCAGCUCCGACAUCAGCCUUCAAGAUCACGGAGCGUAAGGUCGUCCCAGUCGCAACGGACUUCUCGCCUGCUGAGCGCAGGUUCUACGACAAGCUGGCCGAACGAGCCGACAAGAGUCUGGAGGCCAUGAUGAAAAACAAGGUCAAUUACGCCAAUGCUUUGGUACUGCUUCUCCGGCUGCGACAAGCUUGCAAUCACCCGAGCCUGGUGUCGAGCCAGCUCUCACAAGAUGAGGACGCGUUGGCUACCGACACUGCUCAUCAGAAGAGUGCGGACACCAGCGUUGAUGACCUUGCAGAUGCUUUUGGAGGUAUGGGCAUCCAGGCUAAGAAAUGCGACAUGUGUCUUCGGGAUCUGCCCCGAGAUGCCUCGGCACGUGGCGAUAUCCACUGUGCAGAGUGCUCCGAGAAUAUGGAUGAAAUGUACGCUGAAGUAACGGGGCCCAAGAAACCCAAGCAAAAGAGUUCAACAAAAUCCAAAAGGAAGGCAGUCAAGAAGGAAGAAAACCAGCGCAAGUCACGCAAGCGGAACAUCAUUAUCGAUAGUGACGAUGAGGAAGAGGAAGGUAGCUGGCUCGUUGGCGAGGACCAGCAAGGGGCCUUGCGCCUCGGAAAAGCUGGUGGCACGGACGACGAAAAUGCCGAGGGCGAGGGCGAUCAACCCUCCCGUGACUACUCUGGUGACUAUUCUGACGACGACGACGACGACGACGACGAUAGCUUUGUGUCCGUCGAUAAGUUCGGGUCACAAUCUGUCACGUCGAAGAAACAGCCCAAGUCAUCGAGACGGGUGGUUGACUCGGAGGACGAGACUGAAGAGGACUCAGAAGAGGAUUCGGAGACUGAUUCUGGUGUCUCCGAGUCUGCGUUCGAUGCGUCUGACAUCCUCUCGGGCUCACAAGGACGGCUUCAGGGUAAACACCUCAUGAGCUCGUCCAAGAUCCGGGAGACUGUCAAAAUCCUACACAAGGAGGCCCCCGAGCACAAAUUCAUUGUGUUCUCCCAAUUCACGUCCAUGCUGGACCUAAUCCAGCCGUAUCUGCGGAAAGAGGGCUUCAAAUUCGUGCGCUACGAUGGCGGCAUGAGGAACGAUGCUCGCGAGGAGAGCUUGCACCGCCUCCGAAACGACAAGAACACGCGCAUCCUGCUGUGCAGUCUCAAGUGCGGCUCCCUGGGACUGAACCUGACCGCUGCGACACGAGUGAUCAUAAUCGAACCAUUUUGGAAUCCAUUCGUAGAAGAACAGGCCAUAGACCGCGUGCACCGCCUGACCCAGACCGUCGACGUCGUCGUGUACAAACUUACCGUCAAGGACACGGUCGAGGAGCGCAUCCUCGAGCUCCAGGAGAAGAAGCGCCUGCUCGCGCUGCACGCCAUCGAGAGCGGCAUGAAGAAGGACAAGGAGUCGCUCAAGCUCAGCCUCCAGGACCUGCUGAACCUGUUCAAGCCACGGCACGGCGGCGACGACGGCGGUCGGCUCGAGGACGGUAGCCAGUCGGACCAGCCAGAUGUUGACAAUGUGAUGCGCGGCCUGGCGGAGGGCAGGCGGAUGAGGCCGGAAAGGAAGAAGAGGGAGGAUGAUGUUUAUGGGAGGCGGUGGUAA